Dryobates pubescens (Downy woodpecker) is the source of this 1008-nucleotide messenger RNA. It is a transcript of the gene MOGAT2, whose product is annotated as monoacylglycerol O-acyltransferase 2. The record is from RefSeq and is a predicted model, not a curated record. Gene Ontology annotation, cellular component: endoplasmic reticulum membrane. The transcript is spliced from 6 exons. Gene Ontology annotation, biological process: diacylglycerol biosynthetic process; triglyceride biosynthetic process. Bases 1 to 1008 code for a protein of 335 amino acids. Lineage: Eukaryota; Metazoa; Chordata; Aves; Piciformes; Picidae. Gene Ontology annotation, molecular function: 2-acylglycerol O-acyltransferase activity; diacylglycerol O-acyltransferase activity.
AUGAAGAUUGAGUUUGCUCCCCGCUCUUUGCCACUCCAGAGAAGGCUUCAGACAGCAUCAGUGGCUCAAUGGGUCUUCAGCUUUGUGUGUCUAGCACAGUGCUGCGUAGUUGCCUUCAUCGGCCUCCUCUUCACUCGGUUUUGGCUGGUCACUGUCCUCUACUCUGUGUGGUGGCUGCUAGACAGGGAAAAGCCCAGGACUGGUGGGAGGAGGAUCCACUUCUUGAGGAACUGCGUGGUCUGGAGGUACAUGAAGGACUAUUUCCCCCUCACGCUGGUGAAGACAGCAGAGCUGGACCCGAGGAAGAACUACCUGAUGGGAUUUCAUCCCCACGGGGUCCUGGCAGUAGGAGCCUUUGUCAAUUUCUGCACAGAGGCAUCAGACUUCUCCAAACUCUUCCCGGGCAUCACCCCUCACCUGAUGAUGCUCUCGGUGUGGUUUCGCAUUCCCUUCUUGAGGGACUACCUGAUGAGUGGAGGCCUUGUCUCCUCUGAAAAGGAGAGUGCAUCCUAUGUGCUAAAGAAGCCAGAGGGUGGGAAUGUUCUGGCCAUCGUCGUGGGUGGAGCACAGGAAGCGCUGGACGCCCGACCAGGAUCCUGCACCUUGCUGCUGAAGAACAGGAAGGGAUUUGUCCGCCUGGCCAUCCAGCACGGUACCCCACUGGUCCCUGUCUUUUCCUUUGGGGAGAACGACCUCUAUGAUCAGGUGAAAAACCCCAGGGGCUCCUGGCUUCGGCAGACCCAGCACUGGCUCCAGCAGAUCAUGGGCAUCUCCCUUCCCCUCUUCCACGCAAGAGGCAUCUUCCAGUACAGCUUUGGGCUGGUGCCAUACCGGAGACCCAUCUGCACCGUGGUUGGGAAGCCAAUUCCAGUGCAGAAGAAUGAGAGACCCUCCAAUGAAGAGGUGGAUCGAGUCCACCAGAAAUACCUGGACGAGUUGAACAAGCUCUUUGAGGAGCACAAAGCUAAAUAUAACAUCCCAGAAGACAGCCACCUGGAAUUUAUAUAG